Molecule: messenger RNA, 1113 nt
Organism: Talaromyces proteolyticus
Lineage: Eukaryota; Fungi; Ascomycota; Eurotiomycetes; Eurotiales; Trichocomaceae
Exons: 1
Coding region: 1-1113 (370 amino acids)
Source: RefSeq, a predicted model, not a curated record
AUGUCCUUCUCAGCGUUAGGGACAGGAGACAUUGUCCUUGCUGGACCACUCAAUCGUCCCAUCGGCAAAGGGACGGUAUAUGACCAUGUACGGGCGGCAGACACUUGCUUCGCAAACCUCGAAAUGCCUUUUGUUAAGAAUGGAUAUGCCACUGAGAAAUUAAUCGCCCUGAAGGCUGAUCCCGUACAUUCGCAUAUAAUCCGUGAUAUUGGAGUUGAUGUUGUGACUAUAGCCAACAAUCAUGGAAUGGACUAUGGUAUUGAAGGUCUCCGAGAGACAAUUCAGACUCUCGACAGUAUCGGCGUCUCUCACGCUGGUGGUGGUGAAAAUGUCACGGAGAGCUUUAGGCCUGUAUGGAACGAGAUCAAGAACACCAAGGUAGCAUACAUCGGGGUGACUACCACUCUCCCGAAUGGUAGCGGUGCUGGUCCCUCACGGCCCGGCUUAGCAGGAGUACGCGUCUAUACUAAGUAUGUCAUUGACAGCGUAGCUCUUGAUGAGUCGCCGGGUAUGUCGCCAUUUGUCGAGACGGAAACGUACAAACCGGAUGAGGACUUACUUUUACAGUCAAUAAAGAACGCGCGAGCUCGAGCUGACCUAGUAUUUGUUGCGAUACAUUGGGGUGUGCCUUAUGGAUGGGUCUCUUCAACCCAGGACGAAAUUGCGACCUACCAACAACCGUUAGCGCAUGCCAUGAUUGAUGCUGGGGCUUCUGCUAUCUUUGGGCACCAUCCACACGUCGUACAAGGCGUGGAAGUGUACAAGGACGUUCCUAUAUUUUACAGUUUGGGGAACUUCAUUUUUAGCAACGAUAUCGUGACGCCAAAGCAGGAGACACGACAAUUUCCUCCUUAUGUAUGGACUAGUCUACAACGCUCAAUAUCCAACAUUGGUGCUUUCGGAAGGGUUCAGUGGAUUGGGGGCAAAAUGUCGAGUUGCACGAUCAUCCCGCUUACGAUUGCUGAUGACGGAGAACCUCUCGAGGCUACGGAAGAUGAUGCAAGAUUGCUUCUGUCUCGCUUGAAUUCGUUGUCUUACAGCUAUGGAACUAGAUUCAAAGUGUUGAAGCUCAAGGAUAGCUUUGAGAUUGCCAUCACACAAGAAUCGCUUUAG